AUGGUGGUCAUGACUAAACAUUGGAACAUAUUUAUUUUUAGUGCAAUUUCGGUGGAUUUUUGUAAAAUAUGUCUCAAUCACACUCUUUGCAAAUACAAGACACAAGGGCCCAGUCCUUCCUGCAAAUCUUACGAUAGCUCAGCAUUACUCACAAGUCAGGAUAUAAUUGAGCUAGUUAACAAAAUAAAUGAAAGGAGGAAUUUUGUUGCUAUGGGCCACUCAAGAUUUCUUCCGCAAGCUGCUGAUAUGAAAAAAGUCAAAUGGUCCAAUCUGCUGGCAAUUUCUGCACAGCGAUGGGCCGAUCAAUGUGAUCCUUCAAUACGUCCGGACAAAGAAGAUCAAUGCAGAGAUUUAAAAAACUUAAGCGUAGGGCAAAAUAUUGCUAGUGUUUUGGGUACUUCUCCCGGCCUAAGUGUAAAGGGUUUCGUUGAAAUGUGGUUCAUAGAAGUCCUAGAUUUUACAGGGAGUGUCACUUAUUACAAUAAAUCAACGGAUACCAAGACCAAUUCCUUUACACAAUUAAUAUGGGCUAAAACAGAAUUUGUCGGAUGUGGGGCAUCAAAAUUUUACGUAGAUGAAAGACAUGCAAUGUUAGAAAGACUCGUCUGUAAUUUUGCCCCUCGGGGCAAUUUACAUGGGAAACCAGUGUAUUCCAUAGGAUUUCCUGGAACACAGUGUGAAGACAAAAUGAUACCAGAUAAAAGAUAUAAGGGACUGUGUAGUUACCAAGAUGAUGCCACAAUUACAAAAUUAACUAGUCAACGACGUCCAGUGAAUAGUUUACUUAAGAUCCUGAAUUUAUCAAAUGAUUCUGUGAAACAAGACAUAGAUCCCAUCCGCAAUAAUUUUAAACAUAACUCAAAUAAUCAUUCUAGCAACCAAAAAAGGAAUCAAAAAACAAGGCAUAUUUUGUUAAACAGAACAUACGGAGCAAUUCUACAGAACAAUGAUUUUAACGAUUAUAGACGAGCUGGAAUAUACCAAUAUUACGACAUGAUCCCAAAUGCUAUACUUCGAAGUGGCAAUCAAAAUGUUCAAGAAAACAAGUCUCCGAAUGAUUCGUUAUCACACAACUGGAAUUAUAACAGGUCUUACAAAUUAAUCGGUGGAGCGAGAGUUAAUGACCAAGUACCAAAAGCUAUGACUGAGUAUCAAAAACAUAAACCAGAUGAACUAGACUACUUAUACCAUUCUUUUGAUUCCGAUUUGAGAAAAAAGCGCCAACUUGAAAAUCAAAUGGAAGUAAAACCCUUUUGGCAAAUUGAAAAUUUUAGUCACAACUUACCUCAACUCAAAAGUAUGAGAUUUACAACAUUGUUAAAUAAUAACAAUCGGAAAACCUCUGUCAAAUGGUUAACAAGUAUGGAACCAAUAACACAGAGAGCAACAGAUUACGAUGUGGUUCAGCCUGACCACGUUACAGAAAAAUAUUUAUCAUUUGAUGAAUUAAUGCAUCUUAGAAAAAAUAGCGAUGAAUACGCUCAAUACAACCUACGACGGGGAGGCAAUUUGCGACAGAAGGGGAAAGCUGCUCCAGCUAAGCCGAAAGCUGCUCCAGCUAAGCCGAAAGCUGCUGCAGCUAAGCCGAAAGCUGCUCCAGCUAAGAAGGCUGAUAAACCUACCACGAAGACUGAUAAAACUACCAAGAAGGCUGAUGUAACUACCAAAUCAACAUCAGAAUAUACUAUUAAUACGCCAUUUGAACGAGUAAAGCAUUGUACGAGAAAAAUUACUUGUACUUGGACAAUGAUUCAAAUGGGCGGCAAUGAUGGCGAUGGAAAGAAUGGUAAAAUCAAUAUAGGAAUGGAAGUAGGUUCAAGAACGCCUCCCGGUUAUGUGGAAGGAUGCACACGAACAUCCACUUGUACACGUGAUUUCCAGGACCGAAAUAAAGCACCCACUUCAUCUGAUGAGCAUUCCAGCGAUGCACCGGAAGAUGAAGAUUAUUGUGAACGUCGAUCUCUUAAUGUUCGAAGACGAAAUUCUGAUACCAAAACUUCAACCGAUCCAUUACUAAGAUACCUGCAUCACACAACUACUGCUACUGAGGUUGCCAGUACACCUAAGGAAAAAGAAGAGAAAAAAGAGAAGCAUUGCGACGGUCCCAAGACAUCAAAUAUGGUCAAACGAAAAGUUCUUUUCUAUGUGGUAGUGAUAUUUGUGAUGUGCUUCUAA
Messenger RNA from Helicoverpa zea (corn earworm), 2175 nucleotides. RefSeq lists its product as uncharacterized. The transcript is spliced from 10 exons. NCBI's taxonomy places the organism in Eukaryota, Metazoa, Arthropoda, Insecta, Lepidoptera, Noctuidae. The record is from RefSeq and is a predicted model, not a curated record. Bases 1 to 2175 code for a protein of 724 amino acids.